Pteronotus mesoamericanus is the source of this 1782-nucleotide messenger RNA. RefSeq names its product IQ motif containing H (gene IQCH). Bases 1 to 1782 code for a protein of 593 amino acids. The record is from RefSeq and is a predicted model, not a curated record. NCBI's taxonomy places the organism in Eukaryota, Metazoa, Chordata, Mammalia, Chiroptera, Mormoopidae. Gene Ontology annotation, molecular function: protein binding. The transcript has 10 exons.
AUGAAAGUCACAUCACCUUCUAAAGCUCUAAAAUCACCGUGGGAUUAUGACUUUUUAAUUUAUAAUGGCGUCAUAGACAAGACAGCCCUGGACUUCUUAGCAUUCAAGGCACAUUUUAGUUCAUCUUGGGGAAGUACCUUCUCUCUCUUAGAACACAUCGAGAAGUUUCUCAGGGACUAUGCAAUUCCAGAAGUCAAAAUAAAAGGGAACAAUUUGGUAGCCCUCCUUCCAGAGUUUGAGCUGAAGAAUAAACUUACCAAAGACGACCUUCUCUCAGUGGUAGAGAACCCAGUCGCCAUCCAAAAGAUGUUAAACCUCCCUGGGCAAAGGUACAAGGGCCAAGGUGGAAAGUUAAAGGCUGUCAGAAAGAUCCAAGCCACGUGGAAAGGUUACAAAGCAAGAAAAGCCUUCCUCACAUUUUGCCAGCAGAAGUGGGCGUCAGGUGUGAUUGCCAUCGCGUGGCUCCUGCAUUGCCAUAAGACCCGAAUGAAGAAGAUCCUGAAGGAAUCACGUGAAAGACACCUGCAGAAUUUUCGCCUUCGAGCCAAGCAUCUGGCAGCCAAAUGGAAUCGCAUCAGGACCUCCAGGAGGACCAUUAUCCAUAUCCCAUCAUUAGGAUAUUCCCAGCCUGUGCGACAAAAUAUUGCUGACUUCAACACACAGCAGAACAUGCAGCUGGGACGGCUGUGUGACAUCUUAGAUGACAAUGUGAGCGUCAUCUACAUCUGCUCCCAUCAAAUGAAUGAUGAGUUACUGCUGUAUUACAAUAAAAUCCUGAGUCUACAGGCAGCUGUCAAAUCAGGAAACCUUGAGGACAGAAGUGACCUGCAGGACAGGUUCAAAAUCAUCACCCCUGAAGCUAUAAAGAUCUUCACUAUGAUAGAACAGCUGAGUCAGCUGGUCACUGAUCACCUGGGAAUCCAACGCUGGGUCUUUAAAAUGGACUAUGAGUUCGGAGGAAACGGGACUGCGUUUUGUGACAUUCUUCCUCACCUCAAGUGCCACCAGUGGGUCCUAAAGGAGAGCAGUAGAUAUAGCCGUGAAGACUGGAACAAGAAAUGGGCACAGGAGCCAGCUUUGGUGAAGAUCUCCGAGGAGCUGGCGGGCAUUUUAGCACAGCACGCUCAGCCAGUCAAUGAGAAACGCUUCCCGACGUGGAGGAAAUUCCUCCACACAUUUCUCAGUCAAGGAGGCGUGAUCGAAGCUUACCCACCUGCAGAAAGUGUCACCAACCUGACGGUGGACAUGGUGAUAGAGCCCAACGGAGAAAUCAGGGUGCUGUCAACGGGGGACCAGUUUCAUGCAGAAGGCCCCUUUAUCUCCUCCGGUACCACCGUGCCUCAGACCUCAGUGGAUCCCCAAGUUCUCAUUUCUUUGUGCCUCCAAAUUGGAAAUGCUUGUAAAAUGAGAAAUGUGAUUGGUUACUUUUCUGUAGACCUGGUGACCUUUAUUGACCCAAGCACCAUGGAACAGCAGGUGUGGGCAACAGACCUCAACCUCUCAUACAGUGACCAGCUGGCCCUGACUCAGCUCACCUUAUACCUGACCGACGGCCACCUGGACUGCAGGGUUAGCGCCCUUACAGUGCCCCGCCCUGUUCCCAAGAAAGAGAAGAAAAUGAACCGUCUUGAUGCCCUGUCAGUGCCGUCGCAGGCCACCCAUCGCUAUGCAGUGAUGACCACCCAGCUGAGGCACGACAACCUCUCGCUGGUUUUCCACUAUGUUUUUCUCCAGACGUGUAAGGCCCAUGGCAUCGGCUAUGACAUCGAGAACAAUCGGUGA